Trypanosoma theileri is the source of this 1716-nucleotide messenger RNA. Its product is annotated as putative ATP-dependent zinc metallopeptidase, putative,metallo-peptidase, clan MA(E), family M41. Gene Ontology annotation, molecular function: ATP binding; metalloendopeptidase activity; ATP-dependent peptidase activity. The coding region runs from base 1 to 1716 and encodes 571 amino acids. NCBI's taxonomy places the organism in Eukaryota, Euglenozoa, Kinetoplastea, Trypanosomatida, Trypanosomatidae. Gene Ontology annotation, biological process: mitochondrial protein processing; protein-containing complex assembly. The record is from RefSeq and is a predicted model, not a curated record. Gene Ontology annotation, cellular component: m-AAA complex. The transcript has a single exon.
AUGACAGAGAGCAAUAGCGCUGAAUACAACCGUGGUUUGCAAGAUGCAAUGCGCCAUCGGUCCCGUACGGAGGAUAAUUGGCUUCGUGCAAGUCUUGGUCCAGUUCUUUGGUUUGGUGUACCUUUUGCUAUUGCAUGGGUGUACUUACGUCGACAGGCUCCUCCAGGAGUUACUUCUAACCCUUUUGAGGGUAUGAUGGAACAAAUGAUGCCUAUAAAGAAACGUCAGUUUCGUGUGGAUGUUAAAGGGACCAAGUUCAGUGAUGUUAUUGGUAUCCCUGAGGCGAAGGAAGAGGUUCGUCAAUAUGUUGAUUUUCUCAUAGAACCUAAUAAGUUUACUCGUUUGGGAGCGAGACUACCAAAAGGGUGUUUACUCACUGGAGAACCUGGUACAGGAAAAACAUUACUGGCAAAAGCUGUUGCUGGUGAGGCUGAUGUGCCAUUCUUCAGUUGCAGUGGUUCAGACUUUAUAGAGCUUAUGGGAGGAAGUGGACCUAAACGUGUACGAGAAUUAUUUGAAGAAGCUCGAAGUUCUGCUCCAGCUAUUGUAUUUAUUGAUGAAGUUGAUGCGAUAGGGUCUAGAUCAGGAAAACAAGGUGGUUCUGUAAGUAGUGAAGAAAAUCGAACCAUUAAUCAAUUAUUGGCAGAACUUGAUGGAUUGAAUACCGGUUCUGAUGCUAUUAUUGUUUUUGCUGCCACAAAUUUUCAGGAUAAUAUUGAUAAAGCCUUGUUACGGGAGGGACGUUUUGACAGGAAAGUAAAUGUUGAGAUGCCUGAUAAAGCAGCAAGAGUUGAAAUCUUUAAGCAUUAUUUGGAUCGUGUGGGAACUGGUGAUCCAAACGGACGAACGACAGAUGAUGAUGGUAAACCUUUGCCAGUGAAUAAUGCAAUUAGUAAUUUGGAGUUGGCAAAGGAAAUGGCUGAGUUAACACCUGGUAUUUCUCCCGCAACAAUCGCAACUGUUGUAAAUGAAGCUGCUUUACAGAGUGGUAUUCGUGAAAAAAAAAUAGUGGAAAAAGAAGCUAUUCUUGAAGCAGUUGAUAACACAUUGGUGGGACGAAAACACCGCAAUCGUCAAAGUGACGCAUCUCUACGAAGGACAGCUAUUCACGAAGUAGGCCACGCGUUGACAGCGUGGAUGAUGCCUACGGUUAAGCCUGUUCUAAAAAUAAGUGUGGUUCCACGUGGCCAAGCACAAGGAUUUACUCAACGUGCAGGAAGUGAAUUUCAUGAGUAUCAAACAAAUGCUACGCUCUUCGCUGAUAUGGUUGUAAUGCUGGGUGGACGAGCCGCAGAAGAAACUUUGCUUGGUGAUCCAUCUGCAGGAGCUAUGGAUGACUUACAACGAGCUACAGAUAUUGCUCUUAAGCAGAUGAUGGCCUUUGGUAUGGAUAGUACCACUGGAUUGCUAUCCUAUCACCCAGAAUCAACACAGGCGGGACGUAUUUUCGUUAGUUACUCUAACAAAUCUCAGCAUCUCGCAGAGAUGGAGGCAAAAAAACUGGUCUCCCUUGCCCAUCAAACGGCAUUAGAUAUUAUUAAAGCAAAUACUUCAAAAAUUGAUGUGGUGGUAUCAGAACUUGUAGAAAAGAAGGAACUCAUGACUGCAGAUUUGGAACGUCUAUGGGGAAAACGUCCAUCAUCACCAACCACAGAACAACUUGUGGAAAAGCUAAUGAAAUUUCAGAAGCAAUCCACUGUGAGCUCUACAAAAUGA